UAAUUAAAACACUUAAAAAACGCGAAGUUCUUUGUAAAUAAAGCAAAUAAUUGACGCUUAAGAAGCGUAGCAUGUAGCUUGAUGCAUAGGAUGCAAAGAAAAUAUGAAAAGAACGAAAUGCUUUGCCGCGAAGACGCGUAGUUUCGACCUCCCGCUCUACAAAAGUAGAAAGUAGAUCUACUUUAAAAAUUCUACGCGUCAAGACAUCCUACGCUUUUGUUUGCUUAUAGCAUACAAAACAACAUUGAUUCUACUUUUUUGACAGCCGCGUAGAAUGCGAAGAAGCGUAAUACGCUUGGUGUGGACCUGCAGCUUAAAUUCUAACAACCGAGUAUACAUAGAUUUUAAAUCAUAAUUAAAUUUUAGCUGACUAUGUUGCAUGCCACAAUGUGCCGAAGUCGCCAAACAGAAUAGUGCCGCCGUUAAUAAUUUUGAAUAGACUUGGUUCUCUCGUCUAAAAAACAGAACUUUUUGUUGUUAAGUAGAAAAAUCUGCAUAAAAUUCCUGAAAAAUUGUUUGUUUUCGUUUUCAAGUUAACAUUAAAUGUUCCCUUAAAGAAACAAGUAUGAACGUGUUUGUGUUUAUUUAAUAUUAAAAAUGUUUUAAGAUUUUUGUGGUUGUGACAAGGCUUAGAAAAAAGGAAAAUGUUUCAAUGUUGAUUGUGUUAUUAAAAAAUAAGUCUGCAGUUGCAAACUACCUUUGAGACUUAAAUACAAUCGAAUAUCAAAGAUUUGCAUAAUUUUUCGUUCUCUCAACGUUCCUGUUAGUCGAAAAAUAAUGAUGGCCAAUGUAAAUUUUGUUGUAUUAAAGAUUAAUGAUAUUGAUGUUAGUCAAUUGCCACAACAGCAGCAAAAGACUGCUCUAAGCAUGCUGUUAAAUGAAGAGACUGAUAACGUAGUGCUGGAAUUAAAGCGAAAAUCUUGUUGGAAUACAAACCAGAAUGUAGACUUCGAUGAUAUCGAAAUUAGCAAAAAACUGUGUUAUCUAAAAAUUCAUCACAAUGCCCCUUUGUUAGAUAAUAAUGUAGAUAAUAAUUCUUCUUCAACAACAAUAGGUUCGGAUAUAAUUGUUAAUCUGCACUUGCCAACUUCAACUCUUCAACAAUAUUGUAUGGCAAAAUCUACGCAGACUGAAGAUAUAGCUUUUUAUGUGCACGAACAUCUACGUAACAUACAAAAAGAUACAGAACGUCUUAUAGAGCAUGAACACAAUUUAUUUGAGCAGAGUUUGGCCCCAGAAAUAGAUAUUGAAGAAAUAACAUUAAGAAAAUCUGAUAGUAAUGAACGUUUGGGAAUAACUGUAUGCUAUAGCAAUACUGACGAUUAUGCGGAAGGUGGAGGUAAUACCAGUGCAGAAAUGUAUAAUGAAACAGUUGUAACCGAAGUAUAUAUCAGUGAUAUCCAUCCAGAUAGUGUUGCUGGACGUGAUGGGCGUCUAAGACAAGGCGAUCAAAUAUUACAAAUAAACGGUAAGGACAUAAAAACCCGUCCGGAGACAGAAACACUAAUUGCGGAAAACAAUAAUGCUGUUACGUUAUUGGUUAGCAGAUAUUUAUAUGCUGAUGAGGAUGAUUUUAAUGAUCCUUCAACAAAUGAAGAUGAUGAUGAAGUUCUUGUUGUAGAGGACGACGAAGACGAUGACGAUGAAGAUGAUGAAUUCUAUGAGGAUAAUAACAUGACGUAUGUUAAUUGUGUGAUAAAUAACGAUUGUUGUAUUAACGCUACUGAAGAACUCGACAAAGCUUUAAUGUCACAAGUAGCCCAACAAGAACAAUUGCAACAAACUGGAGAAAAACUGGAAAAGUUAAGAGAGAAAUGCAAUAUAAAUACUUCUACCUCUAUGACCCAUUCAAAUUCAGCAUAUCAAAGUACGAGUCUCAAGUCUACCAGUGAUGGUCAAAAAGAAAAGCUUGUGAAAAAUGAAAGGAAAUCCUGGAUAACUGGAUCAUCUUCAAGCACAAAAUCUGGGAAGAAUUUAAAAUCGAAUUCAGCCAAAAUAGAAACAAUCCCAGGCGUUAAAACACACGAUGACUAUGAAACUGAACAUAUAUAUGAAACGAUCCCCGAAGAUCCUGAAUCUGAGCCAUUUUACUGCUCACCUUAUGAUAGUUCGGUUUAUGUUAAUGCCAUGACAUCAUGUUCUUCUUCAACUAUUACCGAUGCUUUGCAGCAUUUACAACAAAAACAGCGAGUUGCGCAAUGGUUGGGUAUUAAGCCCUUACAGGAUCUUUGUGCAACGACUGCUCCUCGGCAGUCUGUGCGUAGCAGUUAUGGAGGAGGACGCUCCUCAGCAUUUUUUAACAAAAGUGGGACUGGUACAGUUCGAAGUGCUAUAACUACAUUGACGAAUGGAUCGGUUGACUGUAUUGUAGGCAAUAUUACUCUUCCUGGUAAUUGCCAACUCGAAGAUCAGGAUAAUUCAUCCAGUGCUUAUAACACGGGUGGCUCCAAUAAUAGUGUUUCUCCUCUUACAUUAAUGUUAAAUCCUAAAAAUCGUUCCGACCAAAGUCAUACUUUAGCUACAUCUGUUAUUAAUCCACCAACGAAUGGAGUUAUCGAUGAUGGUAUUGGACUCCAACAAAUACAUCAAAAAUCUUCCGCCCAACAGAAAACACACUCUCCAAAAGAUAAGUCAAAAAUCACCAGUCCCAAAAGUGGUACUUUUCAAAUUAAAGCAAAUGCCGGUCCUCAUAAAGUGGCUGUUAUGGACGUACAAAUGCAUCCAAAUAUUUUAGACAAAAACAAAGAAACUAAUGUUCAUCGAAAUAUGUUGCUAAAACAACAUUUAUUUAAUCAAAAAAUGUGCUUGGAGAAAUCACUACAACCUCACCCUCUUCAACAAAGAACGCCAUGUUAUUACCAACAGCAACCAGAUCAAAUACAGUGCCCACAGUUUACAGCUCCUAAUUUAAGUCAAUAUCAUUUUGUAAGCAGUCAAGAGGUAAACAAUUUGUCACUUAACAACAAAAUGCCAAAAUCCUCCACCACUGUAGCCUCAACCAUCGCCAAUAAUCCUAAAAAGGAAGAGGAGACAAUGGUUUGGAAAGUGAAACGGCGACCCGAUGGUACACGUUAUAUUGUAAGAAGACCAGCAAAAAAUCGAGUAAUUAAAGAUCGUAACUCACGUAUGAAUGUGGAGCGUUUACGGAACGACAUAACUACAACAGAGGACGACACCAUAUCUGAAAUUAAAACUGGUCGUUACUGGACAAAAGAAGAACGUAAAAAGCACAUCGAGAAGGCUAAAGAAAGGCGGCAACAGCAGCAGUUAAUUCAGCAACAGCAAAAUAAGGCGCAUCUAGUACAUGAUGAUUCAACUGCUGCCACCUUGUGUAUAGGAGAUACAAUUCUGCAGGAUCCUUGUGAGAGGGACAAGAUUAAGCAUCAGCAAUACCUAAAUUUAAUAAGACAGCACCAACAAAAAACCUCACAACAACAGCAACAUUACCAAUUGCAAUUUAAUUCCGCCGAAGAUCAUAAACAUUCUGCAUCUUUACACAACAUGGAAAGUCCAACAAAGAAAACUUCAUCAACAUUACCAACAACUUCAGAAGAGUUUUCUACCGUAAAAGCGAACAUGGAUCAAUCAGAACUUUUAAAUCCUAAUGUUUUUUCAUCCUCAGAACACAAUCAAAUCAAUAGUUCACUGCAAUCAGUUACAACCACAUAAAAAAUUUUAUUUUUAGAGUAAGGUAGACAAAAGUGGUCGGUGAAAAUCGACUAUAUAAUAUCCUACACCGUAUAAGAGCAGCACAAAUAAUUUGUUACUCCUUUUUUGGUGCUUUUAGCAUUUUGUUUUUUGUUAAGCGAUUUCAUAAAUACGUAUUACAUUACAAUUCAUAUACAGAAAAUACAUACGCUGAUCUCAAAUUUCAUUUAUAUAUGUAUGUAUGUACAAGGUAGUGUCAGAGUUUUUUAAUUAAUUUUUAAGCGGAAAUGGAAAUAUGCAAUUUAAUGUUAUUAAAACUUUAACCGAAAUUACUGGUAGUUUGUUAUCAAAGAACAUACUUUAUUCAAUAGGAAUUAUUCAAAAAUUAUACAACAACAUUGAGGUGAUUUGUUUCACUAUAUCGACAAAAUUAAAAUAAAAAAUAAAUUUCUUUCAAAUCUUAGUUUAAAAUAAGUUCUUUCUCCUUUUUAAGCAAUCCACCACCCUCACUGGUGAUAGAGGAUUUAUUUAAGUUUAUUGUUCCGUGUGUAACAUUGAAAAAUAUCCAUCUGACUCCCGUCAAACUAUAUACGUACGUAUGUAUGUACAUAUAUUCUGGUAUGAGUUCUUCUGUCGGAUAAAUUUGAAUAUAAUUCAAUUUUCAAAUUUAAAAUUCAACAUAGCCGAAUAAAGCACUUUAACUUGUUCUUACACUAUUUUUGUUUUGGAACUGGGGACAACAAGUAUGUUGGAAAAUAAAAAGUGAUGACAUUGAGUAACCCGAAAACGAAAACUCCAACUAUACAAUUGCUACAAUUGAGUCAAUUUUUUAAUUACGAUUAAAAUUGAAAAAUGAACAGUAAAAUACUUUAACUUGAAUUAAAAAAGAGACUGCUUUGUUUUUCCUAAUAUUUUUGUUUUAACGCUAUUAAAGCAUUGAUUUUUGAGAAGUUUUGAUAUUUCCCAAUUUUAUUACAACCUUUAAUAAAUGUUACAAAAUAUUUAAAAAUGGACUCAAAUCUCAGAUUCUGUGGAAGAUAUAUAUUUGUUUCAUUCUAAUUAUUGUAAGAAACAUCAUAAAGAAUAAUUUGAUUUUGUUAAACAAAAUUAAAAAGGAGAAAUAAGAAUGUUGAAAACAUACAAAUUUGCCAUUAAUAAAUAAAACUAUUUUUCAAUAAAUAUUUUACUAAGAAAAUAUAAUUUCUUAACUGUAAAUUUUUAAAACUUAUCACCCGAUUUGAUUAAAAUUUUCAAAGUUCUACAACUCAACUAAACUACAAUCCUACAAAUUUAUCAAAUAAAAGGUUACCAAAAACUGCAGUAACCAACAGUUUUAAAAUUUUGCUCUCGUAUGUAAUAAUUAAGUUCAAUAAUUAAUUUAAUUUUUAUAUACAUUAUGAACAAAUCCAUUAAUUUGUAAAUAAGUUAUAUGUUUCCUACUAAGUCUCCCGCAUUUUAUUAUUAAUACAGUUUAAGCUAAUAUUAAUAAAAUAUUAUUUUUGGUAGGAAUUAAAAUCACACUUACGUUGUUAUUUAAAAUACAAAAGAAAAGUAAUACUGGUAACUAAAUUGUGUAUUAUACGUAUUAUAAAAUGGUGCUGGAUAUUAAUUAAAUAAAUAUAAUAGCACAUUCAAUAUACAAUUAGUUAUAUUUCUAAGUUUGUUUGAAUAGUGCUAUAAACAUUUAGUUAACUAUUAACUUAAGAGUUAACCCAAUUUACCUGCCUAAUUAUAUAAAAAAUAAUUAUUAUAAAGUCUCUGUUAAAACAGUUGUACUCUACAAAUUAAAAACAGCUAACAAUGCGCCAAUUUGUAUUAAUUAUUUGUUAAAAAAUAAAA
Messenger RNA from Lucilia sericata (common green bottle fly), 5487 nucleotides. It is a transcript of the gene Slip1, whose product is annotated as slo-interacting protein 1. The record is from RefSeq and is a predicted model, not a curated record. The transcript has 6 exons. NCBI's taxonomy places the organism in Eukaryota, Metazoa, Arthropoda, Insecta, Diptera, Calliphoridae. Gene Ontology annotation, molecular function: protein binding. The coding region runs from base 778 to 3669 and encodes 963 amino acids.